CCGACUUCACCUUUACUGCCCCGCGUAAUACGAUUACUGCUUAACGUCAUGAGCAUUUGCUCAAGCCGAGAGAGAGAGAGAGCGUCUGAAUUUCAACGAGUAGUUGAUUUCUGUAAGCUAUGUGCUGUGCGCAGCAGAGUUUCGAUGCUUGAUAUUCGUGCUUGCCAACAGAAAUAUACUAACGCGUACAAUAGUAGUUAUUUCUGGCCACCGAGUUUCCCUUUUAAGUGUAGGCGAGAGACAGGGGGCGGUCGAGGGCUGAUGUGCUUGUGUGAGGAUGUGUUCUAGUGUCAGUUGGCUUCUGUGACAAUCGGAAUAGGAUUUGGGUGCUUUUGGAGACAACAUGGUGGGCAGGCAAUAACAUUUGACAGAAGAUGCGACGGGGGCCUUGUCUCUUCAGAUGGCUGGGGAUAAGCAUGGCGCUCCUCUCUCUGACCACCUACAGCUGGGCCCAGAAAACAGAAGACUGGCAGUAUGAGGAAUGUAAACUGUCUCGGUCAGGCCCCCCUGCUACCAUAGUGACCAUCGAUGAAGAGAGCCCCAAUGGCACAGUUCUGGUGGAGAAUAUGCAGAUCAACGGGAGAGCAGAGGACCCAGACAGGACCAUCUCUCUGAUCCUGCUUGACAACUAUGCCUACUGGGUCAUCCUGGAUCCCCUCAGACAGAGACUGUUCCUCAACAGCACCGGACGUGUGCUGGACAGAGAUCCCCCUUCCUCUAUCACUACAAUCGUGGUGAAGGUCCAGUGCACCAGUGAGCUGGUUGGGACAGUGAUUCUUCACGAGGUCCGGAUUGUAGUCAGGGACAAAAAUGACAACACACCUCGCUUUCAGCAGCCACGCUACUAUGUGGCCGUCAACGAGCUCACUCCUGCCGGGACCACCAUAUUCACAGGCUUCAGUGGAGACAAUGGGGCCACAGACAUCGAUGACGGGCCCAACGGACAGAUAGAAUAUGGCAUCCAGUACAACCCCAAUGACCCAGUGUCUAAUACAACUGUGGUUGUAGGGAAUACUCUCUCUGGAAACAUUGUUCUGGCUGAGAGACUAAACUACGAAGAGAAAACACGCUACCUGGUCAUUGUUAAAGCCAAUGACCGUGCCCCGUACGAUGCCAAUAGGCGGACCGCUACGACCACAUUGACAAUAGAUGUUCUGGAUGGAGAUGACCUGGGCCCCAUGUUCCUGCCCUGUGUCCUGGUCAACAACACCCACGACUGCAACCCAGUCACCUACCGAGUCACCAUACCAGAAUUCACCAAACCGAGUGAACUGAACCCGCUGGGGGUGACCCCACCUAUUCAAGCUGUGGACAUGGACAGGAACAUUCAGCCCCCAUCUAAAAGGCCAGGGAUCCAUUACUACAUACUGGUUGGCCAGCCCUCAAAGUACCCAGACUACUUCUCCCUGAACAAGACGACCGCAGAGCUCCUCCUCUUGAAACCAGUCAGCAGAGACCUGUACACCAAAUUUACCCUCAUCAUCAAAGCUGAGCAGGACAAUGGCCACCCACUCCCAGCAUACGCUGAACUGAUCAUUGAUGUCCUGGAUGAGAACAACCAGGCUCCGUACUUCCAGUUCCAGUCCUACCAGGGAUACGUCAGUGAGUCCUCCCCAGUAGGCACCACCAUCUCUGCCAGCUCCAACCUCACUGCCCCCUUGGGCAUAAUCGCCCUGGACAAAGACAUUGAAGAGAGCAAAGACCCUCUGGUGACGGUGACUCUGGAUGACUUCAGCACCAGCUUUGCCAUAACCCCGACCGGGAUCACCCGCUACCUCCGACUGCUCAAACCUGUGGACAGAGAGAAGCAGAUGACCUACACCUUCACGAUGAUGGCAUCAGAUGGGGUACAGGAGAGCACGCGGGUGACUGUCAACAUCCUGGUGAUUGACGCCAAUGACAACACUCCCACCUUCGCUGAAGUCUCCUACAGCGUUAAGGUGUUCACUGACAUGCAGCAAGGAGAAACAGUACUACAGCUGAUGGCAUUGGAUGCUGAUGAGGGGUUAAACGGUCUGGUGACCUAUGAGAUCCUUGCCGGAGCGCAGGGUGUUUUCAUCAUCAAUAACCGCACUGGACGAAUCACCAUCGCACCCGGGAUAGCCCUUAGCGUGGGCCUUUCUUACGCCCUCACAGUGAAGGCUGCGGACAAUGCACCAGAGAUCCAGAGAAGGAGCUCUAUCACCACGGUGUACAUUGAGGUGCUGCCCCCCAACAACCAGAGCCCCCCACGAUUCCCCCUCUUCAUCUACAACCUGGAGGUCAGCGAGGCCAUGAGGAUAGGAGCCAUUCUGCUCAACCUACAGGCCACAGACAGAGAGAAUGACCCAAUCACAUACCAGAUUUUGAGUGGGGAUACCCAGCAAGUCUUCAACCUCUCUAAAACGAUAGGCCUGCUGCUUUUGGGGAAGCCUCUGGACAGGGAGACAACUGACCAGUACCGUCUCAUCGUCACUGCCUCUGAUGGCAACCCAGGCGGGACCUCCACCACCACAGUGAACAUAGUGGUGACUGAUGUAAAUGAUAACGACCCUAAAUUUGACCUGACCCUGCCCAGGAACCUCACUGUCCAGGAGGAGAAGGCCAACGUGUUUGUGGGUCAAGUCACGGCCACAGAUCCAGAUGCAGGGGAUAAUGGUCUGGUGCGCUACAAGAUAGUCAACCACCCAGGUCUUUUCACCAUCACUGAGAACGGCAACAUAUCCACCGUGGUGCCUCUGGACCGAGAGGUCAGGAGUCAGUAUGACCUCAUAGUGGAGGCCUCAGACGGAGCGGUGGACCCCCGCAGGACCAGCUUCACCCUCUCUGUCCAGGUGACAGACAUCGAUGACAACAGCCCAGAGUUUUCCCAGAAGACCUACGUGGUCAAUGUUCCAGAGAACAGCCCUGUGGGUACCGUGGUGCUGCGCCUCAGUGCGGUGGAUGCAGACCUGUUCUCUAACGUAACAUACCGUAUCAAAUCUGCGGAGGCCAGGAAGCUUUUCUCAGUGAACCCGAUCUCGGGCGAGCUGUUGGUCCUGCAGACGCUGGACUUUGAGGACCUGGCUAGUAUGGGCAUGGGGACCAACUAUACCUUCCAGGUGGAGGCCGUGGACCAGGCAGGGACAAUGCCCCCCGGCGAGGCCACCGUCACUGUUCGGAUCACGGAUAUGAAUGACUUCUCUCCGGUGUUUAGCCAAGCGCUGUACAAGGGCCUGGUGGCCCCCAACGCAGAGAAGGGAACGGUCAUCGCCACUGUGUUCGCUGAGGACCAAGACCCUCCUGGUACUCCAGCCAGUCUGGUGCGUUACAGAGUGGACGAGGACCAAUCACCUUACAGCGGUAGCAUCUUUGACGUGGAGAAGGGAUCUGGGAGGGUCAUCACCAGGGUCAACCUCAACGAACAGCCCAGCGUCACCUUCAAGUUGGUGGUGAUAGCAUUUGACGAUGGAGAGCCAGUGAAGGAGAACCGAACCCUGGUGGAGAUCACUGUCCUCCAGCCCUCCAGGAUCCCCAUCUUCACUCAGGAGGAGUACAGGUUUGCUCCUGUCAGUGAGCUGGCCCCAGUAGGCAGACCAGUGGGCAGCAUCCUGGCAGCCGCCAUGAACCAGACAAUCUUCUACUCCAUCGUGGGAGGAAACGAAGGCGGUGAGUUCCAAGUGAGUAACCAGACAGGUGUGAUCUCCACGGCUAAGCCUCUGGAUUAUGAGACUGUCACCAGCUACGUGCUCAGGGUUCAGGCUGACUCCAUGGUCGUGGUCAUGGCCCAACUGCGGGUUCCCUCUAAAUCCAACACAGCCAAGGUGUUUAUCGAGGUGCGGGAUGAGAACGACCACCCGCCUGUCUUCACCAGAAAGCUCUACAUCGGUGGCGUGGCUGAAGACGCCAAGACCUUCUCGUCUGUGCUGAAGAUAGUGGCCACUGAUGCAGAUACAGGGAACUACAGUGCCAAUGCGUACCGGCUGAUCAUCCCGCCCACGACAGACGGUCAGGACAGCUUUGUGAUCGAGCAGUACACGGGCAUCAUCAAGACGGCUAUCAUGUACCGCAACAUGCGCAGGUCCUACUUCAAGUUUGCAGUCAUCGCCACCGACAACUACGGAGAGGGCCUGAGCAGCAGCGCUGAUGUGGUGGUGUCUGUGGUCAACCAGCUGGAUAUGCAGGUGGUGGUGUCCAAUGUCCCGCCCACUGUCGUGGAGGAGAAUAAAGAGCAGCUUAUUGCUAUUCUGGAGCGAUACAUCCAGGACCAGAUCCCAGGAGCUAAGGUGGUGGUGGAAUCCAUUGGGCCGCGGCGGUUCGGAGAUGGCUUUGACCAGGAGGAUUACACCAAGUCAGACCUGAUGGUGUACGCCAUCGACCCACUGACCAACAGGGCCAUCUCACGUCAGGAGCUCUUUAAGUUUCUGGAUGGGAAGCUGCUGGAUAUCAACAAGGAGUUUCAGCCGUUCCUGGGUCAAGGAGGACGCAUCCUGGAGAUCCGUACGCCCGACAUUGUGGCCAGCGUGAAGAAGGCUGCCCAGGCUGUGGGCUACACAGAGGGGGCGUUGCUCGCCCUCGCCAUCAUCAUCAUCCUCUGCUGCAUCCCCGCCAUCCUCAUCAUCAUGGUCACCUACAAACAAUUCAAAGAGAGACAGGCGGAAUGUGCCAAGACUGCGAGGAUUCAGCAGGCUCUGCCAGCGAGCAAGGCUGCUGCUCCACGUGCCCCAACAGCCAAUAUCUACGGGGAACUAGGGGACAGCAGCACACUGCAGGCUAAAAGGUUUGAGAUCGAUGAAGCCGACCGCCAGAGACGCCUUAGCAGCUUCGCCUGUCGCGCCAACUCCUCCUGUGGCAACGGGUCGCUGCACAGCAUCCUGCCCAAGUCAGAGAGCAACGUCACCUUUCUGUCAGACCACCACCCCCUGACCACCACUAACCCUCUCUACGACGAAGAAGAAGACGGGAACUUCAGCAGCCCCUACGGGACAGCGAAAAGGGGCUCUUUCUCCCCCUCCCUCUCUGGAGGGUCCGGGAACGUCUGGACCAUGCGGACUCGUCUCCGUGGAGGGUCAGAGGGGUAUGAGUCGCUGAAGAGGCAGGCUCUGAUGGACCCGGCCCAGUGGGAGCUGCAGCUGCUCCAAGCUGGGAUGAAGGGUCAAGGAGGCCUAGAGGGUUAUGACGUCCAGAGCAGCCGCAGCACAGAGGAGAGCAAGCUGUCUGUCAGGGAGCAGGCCAGGCAGUAUGAACAGCAGGCCAUGCAGGAGAGGACCCCUAGGGGAGGGCGUGACUCCAGGGGUUCCCUGACCUCCCCUCCUUUACUGCGGAACCAAGACAACAUUGACAUGCUGGAGUUAAGCGCAGAGACCCUGUUCUCCAUUAUGGACAGCCCCUACAGCCCCCUGUCCAUAGGGAAGGAUGUUCCUCCCCGCAUCAUCAUCACACAGGGCGAAGGCUCUCCGCCCCUGGCCCAGAGGCCCACCCUGCCUGUCCUCAGGACCAGCAUCUCCAGCUACAUCACUGCAGAGCCCUGCGAGAUCACUGUGGAGAUCAUUCCUGACCCGCCUGAGAAUCCACCACCUCCCCCUCCUUCUCCUCAUUCUCCUCCACCUCCUUCUCCUCAUUGUCCUCCACCUCCUCCUCCUUCUCAAACACCUCAUUCUGGUCCUCCUCCUCCUCCUGCCUCAUCUCCUCCUCCUCCUCCCUCCUCAUCUCCUCCCCCUGCACCCUUCAAUCCUCACUUCAUUGAGCCUGAUCAUUCUCCCCCACCCUCCUUCCCUCCAUCUCCCCCUCCUGCUCGGAAUCAUGCUCCUCCGCCACCACCCCCACCCCUCCCGCCCCCUUUCUCCCCCACUUUCGAACGACCCCGCCACACCGUUCAGUUUGUCCCAACCUCCCUGCCACCAUUGUCCUCGCUCCGCCCUAUUUCCUCCCGGGCCCAUCCCCCUCCUCCUCACCCCCAACCCGAGGACGGUGUGAAGAGGAAGGAGCUAAAGGGGAUUCUGAAAAACCUGCAGAACCUCGCUGACAUUGAGAAGUCUGUUGCCAACCUCUACAGUCAAGUAGACAAGAAUCGCAAGGUGGCGCGAUUCGGCAAGAAACCCCAAGCAACCGAGGGACCAGAAGGAAUUCGGAGACAAAACAGAUCUGGGUCCCGUGAGGAACCAAACCAGCCAAACCUGACCAGCACAGAACAUGUGGUCCAACCAAACUCAACCACAAACACUAACUCCUCUGAUCUGGAAACAAGCCAACCAGGCACUAACAAUGUAACCUCAGAGGUCCAGGAGCCAAGCCAAUCAAACCAGUCAAAUACUGACUCUGUGAUUGAGGAACUAAGCAAUCACUUUCCAUCCCAAUCCACCCACUUCUGACUGGCUCACUACUCUCCUCCUUAGCUCUAUUUCCUAAAUCAUUUUCUUUCUUUCUACAUCUUUAUGUCUCAUGUCAUGAUCAUGCUGUGUUGUAUUGGAUAUUUUCUGUCUGAUGUUAUUGUAAGUGUUGUCAUCAACAACAUAGUUUCUUCCCCUAACAAACUUUUAUAAUGUUAUCACAACUAACAGCAAGUGGGCCCUUAGAUCCCGUAGCUUUUCAGAACCUCUUAAACUGAGGAUUAUUUUUAAAAAUAUUGUCAUGUUCCUUAGUUCAUAACACUUUGGCCUUUUCUAUGUCACCAACCAUCCUCUGUCUUCACCCCCUGUUCUACCACACAGAUUCCAUUAAAGUGUUCAAGGCUUGA
Messenger RNA from Oncorhynchus tshawytscha (Chinook salmon), 6694 nucleotides. Its product is annotated as protocadherin-15. Gene Ontology annotation, biological process: multicellular organism development; homophilic cell-cell adhesion; cell morphogenesis. Gene Ontology annotation, cellular component: adherens junction; stereocilium; catenin complex. The record is from RefSeq and is a predicted model, not a curated record. The transcript is spliced from 35 exons. The coding region runs from base 375 to 6329 and encodes 1984 amino acids. Gene Ontology annotation, molecular function: cadherin binding; calcium ion binding. NCBI's taxonomy places the organism in Eukaryota, Metazoa, Chordata, Actinopteri, Salmoniformes, Salmonidae.